UAAUAAUCUGCUUUGAUUUACUCUUUCUUGUUACUCACUCGAUCCAAAACCGACCUUAAUUCUUCAUAGUAUGUCCAUUUUCAUUAUUUUCAAGAAUUUUAUAACUCAGCAGCUAUGAUUUAAUUUAUUCUAAUUUUUACAGGCAACCGAAAUUCAUUCCUCCCGCCGCCGCCACAACCAGAGAGGAAUGACGGCAUACGGUGCAGUGAAUUCUCUGAGGAAUACAAUUGAUUAUAUUCUCAAUUCUUCUCAUUAUAGCCUUGUUCAGCCCUCUCCACAUAUCAUACAACUCGCUUACCAGGAGUUGGAUCCAUUGCAAGAAAUUCUGGAAAUAUUGGACAGGACAAUAACAAGCAAGAGCAGGAAGAAGGUGAAUGGUUUGGAUGGAAGAAUCAAAGAGUUGAUUUGGGAAUUCCAAGACUUAUUGGAAUCCCUUCUCUACCAACAGAUUCUUUCACAAGUAAAAGAUGAAGAAAUGAGAGAGAGAGUACAGCCACAGCCACAGAUUAUAUUUCAAAGCCCUCCUCCACACCACACAACCACAACAUCAAUAAGAAGAAGACUACUUCAAUGUUUCAAACCCAAAGGAAGAAAAUUCAAGGCGCCAACGAUCAUGAAUCAAUCUGAGGCUUCACAAUCCAGAAGCCGUGUUGGGGGUAAGAGAUUCUCCAUUGAUUUGCAAUUACUACAACAACAUGUUCAUUCCUUUAUCCAGAGGCUCAAGGAUUUGGAGGAGGAAUACACUUAUGAAGUAUACAAUAUGCCUGAAGAUGACGGCGAACAAUCUAUUGUUUCCUCAAGAAGUGGGACCAAGUCGAAGUUGAUUGGAUUAUCGGAUCAGUUCCAACAACUCAAAAGGGAACUUAUGGAAUGUGAUUGGGGUUACAAUUACAUCGUACUAACUGGAACUGCAGGCAUUGGGAAGACUGCUCUUGCUGAGGCAGUUUUUGAAGAUUCUGAAAUCUUAAGCCUUUUUGAGCAUAGUGUGUGGGUCACGGUAGGCAGGAAAUUUCAAUCCAAUGAUGUUUCACGAGCCAUUCUAGCUCAAAUGUUUGGAAUUACACAAGGAGAUCACGAAUUAGGUGCCUACUUAAAGGGCAAGAAAUGCCUCAUUGUGCUCGAUGAUGUGUGGGAGACACAGAUAUUGGAUUCCUUGUCAAGUUCCUUAAGGAACAAUUCUAGUGGAUCAGUUUAUAUCUUGGUUACUGCUCGAGACCGAAUCAUAGGUUUCCCAAUAUUGGUGCGGUUUUUGAAGGAAGAAGAAAGUAAGGAGCUAUUAUGCCAGAAGGUGUUUGGUGAAGAGGGUUGCCCUUUACAACUUGACAAAGCCGCUACCAAAAUUUCCAAGAUUUGCGAAGGUCUUCCUCUCAUGAUAGUCACAGUGGCUGACAUUCUAUCAAAAGCGCAUAAUACAGAUCCCAAAUACUGGAACGAUGUAGCAGAAAUGCGAAAUUCAGUCUUCACAGAAGCAUUUAAUGAGAUAUCAAAGGUACUUUUCCCAAGUUACGACUAUUUAUCUCAAUAUCUUAAAAUGCUUUUUCUGUAUAUGGGAGUCUAUCCUUCAGAUUAUGACAUCCCCAUGUCUGACAAGAUCAUGAAUACAUUGGCUAUUGAGGGCUGGUUUCAUAACACAAACAAAAAACAAUCCCUGAAGAAUUCUGUCAAUGAAUGUUUGGAGCAGCUUUGUACGGACAAGAAUCUUGUUUUAUUCAACGAAAGGAAAAUCCGUAGGUUGGCGUUCCUUGAAUUUAAAACUUGUCGGCUUCAUUCUUCGUGGCGGUAUGUGUGUAGAGGAGAGGCUCAGAAGAACAAGUUUUAUCAUAUCUUGAAAAAGCUAGUUGAAGGCUUAAAAGAUGGUGUAAAAGGUCAGCGUUGCUUGUGUCUUGAAAAUAACCUUUUAUUUAGCAUCAAAGAAUUCCGCAACUCCGUGAGAAUGAACUGUGCAUCCUCUACACGUUCUCUCCUUUUUUUUGGUCCAUAUCACCAAUAUCCAAUCCCUGUAGGUGAUGAUUUCAAGUUGCUUGUGAAACUAGAUGCUCUUAAUCUACGUUUGUACACUUUCCCGACAGAAAUUCUGACACUACUCUUACUAAAGUACCUUGCUCUAACUUGCAAUGGAGAACUCCCUGCAACCAUAUCCAAACUUUUCAAUCUUCGAGUCUUGAUUAUACAUCCGCAUAACGACAUUAGAAUUUGUGGAACUCCAUCAUAUGUACCAAUAGAAAUAUGGGAAAUGCAAGAGUUGGAGCAUAUUGAGAUAUUGGGGAAGAGCCUUGUAGCUCCAUCCCAUUCAGCUUCUUUAGAAAAACUCUCAACACUUGCAGGUGUGAAUGCCAGCAUUUGUACUAUCUCGGAACACUUCCCAAAAGUUCCUUGUAUAAGGAAAUUAGGAGUUCGUAUCGAGCUUACUCCUUAUGAUGACCAUAAUGAUCUUUUGAGUUGUUUUGGUUGUAUUUCAACACUUGAAAGUUUGGAGAUGUUGAAAUGUAGUAUCACAAAUCCUGUGGUUAUGUACGAUUAUGUGUUUCCUGGUUCAUUAAUGUUUCCAAGAGGAUUGAAAAAGUUACACUUGAGUGGCAUGGGUUUUUCUUGGGAAUACAUGGAUGUAAUUGGCUCUUUGCCAUUUCUUCGAGUGCUCAAAUUGCGAGCCUACGCCUUUCGGGGUCCAAAGUGGGAAGCGCAAGAGGAAAGUUUUUUGAAACUUAGGUUUCUUCUAAUUGAAGACAGUGAUUUGGUGCAAUGGAAACCAAGAUCUAGAAGCUUCCCUGAGCUUAGUCACCUAAGCAUGAAACAUUGCUACAAACUACAAGAGAUCCACUGGUUCGGAACUAUUGAAUUAGAGAACUGCAAUCCUGUAGCUUUAACUUGGGCCAAGCAAUUCCAACCGACUCCAUAUUGUUUACUUGAUGUUACUGCCACUUCUUCGUUUGACGAGAAACCCACUACUAUCAAGUUUCAAAGGCAUGGGUUUGAAAAAUGGAGACAGAAAGAUGGAGACGUAAAGACGGAAAGUUAAUAUUCUUAUAUUAUCAUAUGCUAUGUUGCACAUUUGGACAACGUAAAGGCUAGGAGCAGGAAGAGGGGUGAUGGAGAUGUGGUGUUUAGGAACUGCUAAGUCUAGUUCUGGUAAAAAACAAUUAUGUUCAAUAUUUCAAAACUUUGUGAAUUUGUGAAUUCUAAUUACCCUCAUAGUAGGCUUUACGUUGCUACAUUUGUUUUUCUGCAUAUGAGAAUUUCACAAGUAAUUUAAAUAAGUUGGUGGGUGUUUCUCUAAUGUGUGUGGGUGUGUGUAGAUUCAUUGUGGAUUGGUACCUUCAACUUCGACACACUAACACAAGAUGGCUGCUUGAUUAUCCUUUGAAACAAUUUGAGUUAUCUAUGUGGCAUAUGAAAUAUUUGUAUUUUUUGCAACAUCCCACAUUUUAUAAGUUUAUAAAUGUUGAAUUUU
Messenger RNA from Salvia miltiorrhiza (redroot sage), 3448 nucleotides. Its product is annotated as putative late blight resistance protein homolog R1C-3. Gene Ontology annotation, biological process: defense response to other organism. Lineage: Eukaryota; Viridiplantae; Streptophyta; Magnoliopsida; Lamiales; Lamiaceae. Gene Ontology annotation, molecular function: ADP binding. Bases 188 to 3016 code for a protein of 942 amino acids. The record is from RefSeq and is a predicted model, not a curated record. The transcript is spliced from 3 exons.